AUGGACGGAGAUUACUAUUCAUCUGGAAUGAAGCGAGGCCCUGAUGACAUGAUGCAAGUCAGUGAUACUGGAGACUCCAAUGAUGCCAAGAAGGCAAAGUUUGACAAUGGAGGCAACCCGCCAUCCAGAGUUGUACACAUUCGCAGCCUUCCCAACGAUGCCGCCGAGACAGAUGUGGUACAACUGGGCCUGCCUUUUGGUAAAAUGACCAAUGUCUUACUGCUGAAGCAGAAAAAUCAGGCGUUCCUGGAGUUCCAAGACGAGUCGUGUGCAGUCAACAUGGUCUCUUACUUCAGAUCCAACGCCGCCCAGGUCCGCCUGAAAACUUGCUAUGUCCAGUUCUCCACCCACAAGGAACUCAAGACUGACAGCUCAAACUCACUGAACACCAGUGCUCAAGCAGCUCUGCAGGCCGCACAGGGGCUUCUGGGAGCCGUUGGUGGGGGCGGUGGCGAGACCACCAUCCUGCGAGUGAUUGUUGACAAUGUCCUUUACCCUGUCACCCUGGAGGUCUUGCAUCAGCUGUUUUCCAGAUUUGGGAAGAUACUCAAGAUCAUUACUUUCACCAAGAACAAUACGUUCCAGGCACUGAUCCAGUUUUCUGACCCUAUUUCUGCUGCAGCUGCUAAAGAUUCACUUGACAACCAGAACAUCUACAACGGCUGCAACACCUUGAAGAUUGAUUACUCCAGACUGACCAACUUGAAUGUCAAGUACAAUAAUGACAAGAGCAGAGACUUCACCCGGCCUGACCUACCCACUGGCGACAGUAUGGAUAAUGACAUGGGCUAUGGAGGUGGGCUCGGAGGCUUUGGUGGCGGACUUGGAGGCUUGGGCGGUGGACUUGGGGGUGCUGGUGUCCUUGGCUCUGGGGCCAAUGCAAUGGCGAUGGCAGGUUUAAGGGGUCUCGGGGGUGACUUCAACUUUGGUGGAAACCAGCUGGGCAACCGACUGGGCAACAUGGGUAACCUUGGAGGCAUGAACCAGUCAUCUGGCACUCCAGUUAUCCUAGUCUCUAACCUGGAUGAAGAGAAAGUGACGCCAGACGCUCUGUUUGUACUGUUUGGUGUGUAUGGUAAUGUGCACCGUGUGAAGAUUCUCUUCAACAAGAAGGACAAUGCUCUCAUCCAGAUGGCAGACCCAACACAGGCCCAGCAAGCCAUCACUUAUUUGGACAAGGCCCGUUUGUGGGGUAAACAGCUUCGCGUGGCUCCAUCCAAACACCAGAUGAUCCAAAUGCCUAAAGAUGGACAGUCUGAUGCUGGGCUCACCAAAGACUAUGUGAACUCGCCACAUCACAGGUUUAAGAGAGCUAGCACCAAGAACUACAUCUUCCCACCCACGGCUGUGCUGCACUUGUACAAUGUGGCCACACUGGAGGAAGAUGAUAUCCGCAGCAUGUUCUCUCAGUACGGGACCGUGAAGGCAUUCAAGUUUUUCAACAAUGACAGAAAAAUGGCUCUCAUCGAGAUGUCUACGGUGGAAGAAGCUACUCUGGCCCUUAUUCAUCUGCACAACUACCAGGUUGGAGACAACUUGCACAUGAGGGUGUCCUUCUCUCGAUCAACCAUCUAA
Candidula unifasciata is the source of this 1575-nucleotide messenger RNA. The record is from the annotation of a GenBank genome assembly. NCBI's taxonomy places the organism in Eukaryota, Metazoa, Mollusca, Gastropoda, Stylommatophora, Geomitridae.